AUGCAGCGCUUUGUUCCUGCAUGGACAGUGCAGGCGUCUCAAGAAGGCGACACCCCAACGCGCUUCACACUUCCCCUUCCAUCUCAUUUUAUCAACUCUGGUGAUUCGGCCGAUGAUUUCGAGCCUCGUGCGUUUUUCCUUGAGAAGGCGCUGCCUGAGGAUACAAACAUAGGUGGGAGGACACCUGUCUUUCCCCGCUGCGGGCAUAGUGGUUUGUUUUUUGCCCGCGAGGAGGUUGUCGAUAAUCUUCAGGCUGCCGCGGCGGAUCUCAAGUUUUCCUCUCCGUUUUGGCUUCGUAAGAAUCACCCAGGCCUAGAAUCAGGCUACCUUCAGCUGAAGGAGGGGAACGAGACGAUUGUCAUCAGCCUCACAGCUAGUAUCGUCGGAUUUGGUGAUGUGGAGACCAUUGAGGCGGCUAAAUUACACCCAUUGCUUCGCAAAGCAAUCAAAGGAGACAUUAACUCUGCCGGUGGGUUGACAGUUUCAGAUGAACUACCACUUGGAAUGAAUGCACUGACCGGCGCCGUCACAAAAAAUCCAUUCGUUUGUAGUUUGCCAAAUCGAGGACUUUGGCUCUCCCAGGAUCAGCUGCUGCAUCACAACAUCAAGUUGUCGCGGCACAUCAAACAGGCUGUUAGUGCUUUUACAUUGGUCGAAAUAGACCAGUGGGAGCUCUUCAACGCAGAUCAGCUUCAGGUUCCGGGAAGAUUGGGUCUGCGACAGAGUCUCAAUCUGGCACCCAAUGAAUCCGUUUUUCAACCGGUAUGA
Leishmania braziliensis MHOM/BR/75/M2904 is the source of this 768-nucleotide messenger RNA. RefSeq lists its product as hypothetical. The record is from RefSeq and is a predicted model, not a curated record. Bases 1 to 768 code for a protein of 255 amino acids. The transcript has a single exon. Lineage: Eukaryota; Euglenozoa; Kinetoplastea; Trypanosomatida; Trypanosomatidae.